UCGUUGAUUCCUCCAGAGCCUCAAACUUCCUUAGAGCACUUAUAAUAAUUUCAAGUCAACUGCAAGCACAAAAUGCCUAUAAUCACAGACUACAAGCUUCCCAGUUCAGUGGACGCCUUGGACCUGACCGCAGAGUCCAACUCGCCAUUUUUCAUCUCCUUCCACGCCUCUCGCGACCCCAACACUGGGGAACCUUGGUGUCCAGAUGUUAGAGCCGCAUUGCCGCCCCUCAAGGCUGCUUUCUCUGCGGACGCUGGUCCUCGCGUCGCUUUCAUUGAAGUCGGACAUCGGCCUGAGUGGAGAGACACCACCAAUGUUUACCGGACUAAGUGGAAUGUGCGAAAUCUUCCUACUCUGGCUCGUUAUGAACGGGUUGAUGGUAAGGUGAAGGAGGUUGGACGGUUGGUGGAAGGGGAGAUUCUUGAUUCGAAACGGCUCAAAGAAUUUAUCAACGGCUCUUCUGCAUCGUUAUGAGGGAAUAAAGUUUGACUGAUUUAUAUCCGUCUAUGUUGUGUAUAGGGCUAUGUUUGAGGGACUGAUAUUCCGAAUCUGUUGCCAGAAUCAAAUUCACCCACUUCCUACGCACACCUGGUAUAGAAAAUCGUGAUGUUAUUCCAUACCACGAGUUAAAAGCUUCCGUGUGACACAGCAUCUUUUAAGCGUUGGUCGGAAUUGUAGAGGUACUUGAGCCAAAAGCGAUAUGCGUCAAGCCCUAACCCUGUCCUAACCCUAUUAUAUCUCAAUUUAACCCUGGUUGUACCCUACAUUCCUAGGGUGUCUAUGC
Talaromyces stipitatus ATCC 10500 is the source of this 784-nucleotide messenger RNA. RefSeq lists its product as uncharacterized. Gene Ontology annotation, molecular function: protein-disulfide reductase [NAD(P)H] activity. The coding region runs from base 73 to 474 and encodes 133 amino acids. The transcript is spliced from 2 exons. The record is from RefSeq and is a predicted model, not a curated record. Gene Ontology annotation, cellular component: cytosol. Lineage: Eukaryota; Fungi; Ascomycota; Eurotiomycetes; Eurotiales; Trichocomaceae.